Molecule: messenger RNA, 1211 nt
Organism: Malaya genurostris
Lineage: Eukaryota; Metazoa; Arthropoda; Insecta; Diptera; Culicidae
Gene: nemy
Product: transmembrane ascorbate-dependent reductase CYB561
Exons: 6
Coding region: 264-1121 (285 amino acids)
Molecular function (GO): oxidoreductase activity
Source: RefSeq, a predicted model, not a curated record
CAGUAGCAAGUUUUUCUCAUCGGUGGCUGGAAGGAUGCUUUAGAAUAACGAAAAGGAUCACAAUGUUUUCUGUGUGUCUUGAAACUAGUUCGCAGUAAAGCAGUGCUCGAAAUUCUGAGCUAAUAGGGUUCUUCAGAGUAAGGUGCAUUCGCGAAUUGAUUAUUUACCUCGUCAAUCAGUCCAUUGCAAAAUUAAUACAACGCAGCGUAGAGUACGAAUUUUAGUCUGAGUUGCAGUUAACGAGCUUCAAAAUAACAAGAAUAAUGGAUGGAGCAACUGUGAGUCCUAUACCCGAGGCUCCACUCGCUAUGAUGGAAGUUGGAAAAACACCUCCACGAAGUCCAAGCAAUCAUGAUAUGCCUCCACCACCGGAUGAAAAGCGCUAUGAGGAUGAUGAUGAUCGCGUGUGGAACUGUGGAGCAUGGUUUGAAUAUACUUUAGUGGUUGUAGUAUCAUCGAUACUACUGAUUGCUGCAUCGGUACUAACCAUUUUCUGGGUAAUAUACUACCGCAAAGGCUUCAAUAUGGACGAUCCAAAACUGCAAUUCAAUCUGCAUCCGGUCCUUAUGAUUGGUGGUUACAUUACGCUGUCCGGCUUCUCUAUUCUUCUUUACCGCAUUUGUCGAUGCUGCUCCCACUUGAUUGUCAAACUGUGUCACACUUUCUUCCACGCAUGUUCCAUUCCAUGCAUUGUAAUUGGAUUCCUUGCUGUUUGGGACUCUCACAAUCAGACUCAAAAUCCAAACUUUUAUUCACUUCACUCAUGGCUUGGAUGCAUUACCAUGGGACUAUUCGCUCUUCAGUUUAUCCUUGGAUUUUUCAGCUUUUUGAUUCUCCUAUGUUGUGAAAAUGCAACCUAUAAAUUUCGUUCCACUAUGGUUCCGAUACACGCAAGUUUUGGUGUAGUCACUUUUAUGCUUGCCAUAGCCACAGCUGUAACUGGAUUAACACAGAAGGCCAUAUUAGAAUUGGGGGAUAGCUACUCACUAAACGUCGAGGAAGGAAUUAUUAUCAAUUCUAUUGGAGUAGUUCUAACAGGACUUGGCAUCAUCAUUCCAUUUGCCGUUAGACGUUCAAACUCACCAGCAAAUUGCAAAGUAUAUGUUACUGAGCGCAUAUAAAUUAUUCAGUAAUAUAAUUGUAGUACAAGCCUGUGGUUAUGUUAGGCAUUAGUUCGAUUUCAUAUACAAUAUAUUUUUUUGUAUUAUUUA